UCAUUAGAAUAAUUGAGAGAUUAUUAUGAGAAAGUUUUUUUCUGUUAGAAAAGUAGAAUAACUAAACAUUAUUUUUGAAAUGCUGAAUCGUUUUCGAGGCAAGAAGGCUGUUAAAGGCUCUGAGUCAUCAACAGACAGCAAUGAAAUUCCUGAAAAGAAGCAGGGCUUUUUAUGUCCAAUGUGUAUGGCAUCAUUUCCUGGACCAGCUGAAUUGCAAGUUCAUUUUGAGAAAGUGCAUAGUGGCGGAACUUUAGUAGAAGAGAAGCUUUUAAACCUUGAUGAUGAUAAUGACGAUGAUGGUGAUCAUACAGAUGCUUUGCCUGAUCAUAGUAAAAAUGAUGGUUUAGUGCACUCUUUUCUUGACACUCAAACAGAUAAAUAUGACUCUGAAGAAAAAGAGACUAGUCUGCUCCGACAUGAGCUUUUUGAGUUAAAAUCAGAGCUAAAGGAAGAAAAGUGGUAUAGUAGGCAGCUAAAAGUUGAGCUGGAAACAAUUUCAUCACAGCUUGAAAAGUUAGAAGAGGAUAAAAAAUUAGUUGAAGAAGAAUAUCAAAAUCAGUUAAAAUCUGCUGAGAUAGGAUACCUAUCAGUUGUUGAAGAAAACAAAAAGUUAAAAGAAGAAAUUAAGUUUGCUGACUAUCAUACAACAAAAGAACGUCAUGAAAAGCUUAAAUUACAACUGUUACAAUCCCAAAAUGAAGUUGAAGAAGAAAAACAACGUAGAAUUGUACUUGAAGAAAUGAUUAGGACUAUAAGAGCUGAACAUCAAGUAAAAGAUAAUGACAUGUCCAGUCAAACUAAUGAAGAAACAAUUAGUUCAAAUUACAAAAUUAAUUGUCUGGAACUUGAAAGGUUAAAUGAUGUCAUUAAGAAACAAAUAUCAGACAAUCAAGAUUUAAUUGAAAAACAAAUUAAAGGAGAUGCUGAAGUAAAUUCUCUUCGUCAUCAGUUGUCAAGCUUAGAGCAACUUAAAAAUGAAAUUGAACAAAAGUGCAUGUCAAAAGACACACAAAUAAGCAGUUUACAGACAGCAAUAAACACUUCUUCAGAAGCUUUGAGCAUUGUUCAUGAGCAAGUAAAUCAACAAAGAAAUGAAAUUCAAAGUUUGGAACAAAAAAUUAUGCUUCUUGAAUGUUCACUUAAAGAAAAAUCUGAGAUAAACAAUUCAAAUGAACUUGCAAUUAAAACUGCUCAAGAACAAUUGACUGCAGAGAAAUCUACAAUCAUUAACAUGGAAAAGGAUUUAGUUAAUUAUAAGCUUAGUGUUGAUGAGCUUCAACAGAAAAAUACUGAUUUAAUGGAUACUUUAAAAGAGUUAGAACCUAAGUUACUUUUUGAGAAAAGCCAAGUUGCAAGACUUGAACGAGAGCAAGUAGAAUUAAUUGCAAAGAUAGAAACAGGUGAAGGGUCCAAUGCAGUUAUUCAGCAACUCUCUCAAGAAAAGAUUCUACUUUCUGAUUCAAUAUCUUCACUUGAGAAGAAUUUAGAAAAUCAAACAAAGUUACACAAGGAGCAAGUAAAAGAAAUGAUUCAUGAACAAACUAUUCUUCAAGAAAGAGUACAAAAUUAUGAAAAUGAGAUUAAGAAAAUGGAAAAUUUGUUACAAGAUUUCAAAGAUGCUGAAAAAAAACAUCUUGAUUUAAUCUCUUCGUUGAAUGAGCAGUUAAAAACAAAAACUGAUGUUUCUGAGCAACAGAUUAUCGAGAUAAAAACUGUUAAAGAACAACUUGACAAUCUAAUACCUAACCAUGCUCAACUUCAGCAACAGUUUAAAGAAUCAAAUGAAUUAAUACAAAAGAUGAAGGCAGAAAAUGCUCAACUUGAACAAAUUGAGACAGAGCUUCUUGGAAAAGCUACUGAUAUGCGUGCUGAACUUGAAAAAAUUCAAUUUGAAAAAAGUUCGCAAAUAAAAGAACUUCAUGACCAGUUGCUCUUAAAAGAUGAAAGUAUGUCGAAGAUUAUUCAUGAAAAAGAAACAGCGAUUCAAAGUUUAUAUGAAGAGAUUGACAAAAAAAAACAAGAAAUUAUUAUAAAAGCAGAAGAAAUAAAUAAUGAAAAAAUAAAUUUAGAAAAAGAAAUUGAAAUUCGUACAUCUUUGGCUGCUGAGCUUCAAGAUUGGAAAUCAAAAUUUGAAAAGUUGGAACAUUAUCUGGAAAUAAAAGAUGAAACACUCAAUAGCCUACAAUCAAAACUUGAGAUAGCUGAGCAAGAUUUAAAAAAGCCAUGUUUGUCAUGUAAAAAUUAUGAGAUUCAGCUGUGUCGUUUGCAGGAAAGUCUAAAGGAAGAAAAUGGUCGUUUAAAUCUAUUAUCUCAGCAGUUAACUGCAUUGCAGUUUGAAGCACAGGAAAAAAAUUUAAAGAAUGAAAAGUUGAAUUCAAAUAUUAUAGAAGUUACAAAUCAGUUUCAUGAAAAACUGUCUCUUUUAGAAGAAAAGAUUUCCGAGGCUGCCAAGGAAAAGAUUUCGUUAAGUGAACAACUGAUAAAAACUGAACAAAAGUUAAAUGAGGAAUCCUUGUUUAGAGAAGCAAUGGAAAAAUCUUUAAAAGAAGAAUCUUUCCUCAGAGAAACAUCAGAGAAAGCUCUCAAAGAAGAAUCUUUGCUCAGAGAAAAGUAUGAAAAGUCUUUCAAAGAAGAAUCUUCGCUUAGAGAAGCAUUAGAUAAAUCUCUUAAAGAAGAAGCAUUGUUUAGAGAAGCAUUAGAUGAGUCUCUCAAAAAAGAAUCCACAAUGAGAGAAAAUUUAGAAAAAGAAGUGGUAGAAUUAAAAACCUCUUUAGAGGAGAAAGAAGAAAAAUUAAAGGAAGCUAUUGUAGCAAUAAAGCAUAAUGAAGUGCGUUUAUACGAUUUAAAUGAUUCAUUAAUACUUAAAGAAAAUGAAAUCACUAAGAUAUGGAAUGAAAAACAACAGCUAGAAAAAGAUAUCUUGAAAAAAGAAAGCAGUUUAUUGAUGGUCAUAGAUGAAGGAAAAGUUGCAUUAGAGAAGGAGGUGAAAUCCCAUAAAGAAUCAAAAGAAGAAGCCUCACAAAUUCAACUUACACUAAAAGAAGAAAUUAAAAGUUGGGUAGAAAAAUUUAAACAAGUCAGUGAAGAUUCGCAGUCCAAAAUUAAGAGCUUGGAGAAGAUAGCUAAUGAUCUAAAGGGGGAUGUUACUGUCUUAGAAGCUCGUAUUGAAAAUUGCAAUGAUGAAAAAAAAGCUCUCUUGGAUAGGAUUUUGUCAACAGAAGAAAAGUACAAGAAGUGUAAGCAAACAUUAAAUGAAACAAAUAAAAAACUGGAGCAAUCAGUCGCUGGUUUGCAAGAAUUAGGCCAAGAAUAUCAAAAUUUGCAGGUUCGUCAGGUCAUGCUGUCCAACAGACAAUGGGCAGAUGAUAGCUAUGCUAACAGUUGCAAGAAAUGUAAUAAACAGUUCAAUUUAACCACGAGAAAACAUCAUUGCAGACAUUGUGGCAUGAUCUUCUGCGGAACUUGUUCGCAAUACUCAGCGGUGAUUGCUUCUAAUAAAAAUCCUGUACGGGUCUGUGAAACAUGCUCAAUCGAACUUAGUGAUAUACGAGGAACAAACGUCAGGAGAAUUUCGAAUUCGUCCAUACACUCUGCACAAUCUUACCGGUAAUCGAAUCUGCAAUGAGGUCACAAUUAGUUCUGUUUCAAUUUUAAAAUUUGAUUACUUUUUAGUAGUUAAACAUAGCAAAAUAGAUAAAGUUUUAUAAUGAAGUUUGGUUUCUUCAAAUUGAUAUCGCCUCGGUGUACGCACAUUCGUACUAAUGUUAUAUAAAUUACAUAUCGUCACGGUCAUUUUGCAAUCAAAAAGUCAGUUUUCAUGUUUUGAAAAAAUUUUAAAAAGUUAAUUAGCUUCGCUAUUUCUUCUGUUACAUUAGUUUUUGUGACAUGUUUUAACUUUAACCUUUUCAAAUAAUCACAUAAAAUAACUAUCGUUUUAUUAUUAUUUAUUGUGUAAUAGAAGACUGUUUAAACAAUUCCAUUAACUCUAGAUUCACCAAAAAUGACUUUUGUGACGGUUGUGAAAUGAUCGUGACAAUAUAAUAUUACUAUAUAUUUGUAGAUAUAAAUUUAUAUUCGCAUUUUGUUUGAUUUUAAUAUAUAUUUUUUUAUGUGGAUUAUUAGGUCUUUAUAAAUAUAUAUGUUUGCGCGCGCGUGUCUGUGUAAGUGUUUGCGUGUGUGUAUGUUAGCGAUAAAUUGAUGGUAUGCUUUCGGUUCUUUUA
Molecule: messenger RNA, 4220 nt
Organism: Hydra vulgaris (swiftwater hydra)
Lineage: Eukaryota; Metazoa; Cnidaria; Hydrozoa; Anthoathecata; Hydridae
Product: early endosome antigen 1
Biological process (GO): endocytosis
Cellular component (GO): early endosome; cytoplasm
Molecular function (GO): metal ion binding; 1-phosphatidylinositol binding
Source: RefSeq, a predicted model, not a curated record